CUCCUCGCCGCCGCUUCCUCUCGAGAAGGCGCGGGGCGGGCUGUCCGGCCCGCAGGGCGGUCGAGGUGGGAACGGAGCAGCCCCGGGGGCCCCCUUGAGGCGGCGAGGCCGCGAAGGGCGCGGGGCUGGAGGGUAGGAGAGCGCGGGAAAGCGCCCCAGACGCCACUCGCGGCGGACGGCGGCCAGUUCCCAGGGGUUUGGAGCCGGGUGCGCAGGCGUGGGGCCUCCGGGCACGGGGCGGGCCCUUAACAGGCACCGCUGCGGGGACUGGAGUCGGCGGAGAAAACCGGGGUCCCCAGCGCUGGGGCCCGCGGCGCCAUGGCUCACGUCGGCUCCCGCAAGCGCUCGAGGAGUCGCAGCCGGUCCCGGGGACGGGGGUCGGAAAAGAGAAAGAAGAAGAGCAGGAAAGACACCUCGAGGAACUGCUCGGCCUCCACAUCCCAAGGUCGCAAGGCCAGCACGGCCCCUGGGGCGGAGGCCUCACCUUCUCCCUGCAUCACAGAGAGAAGCAAGCAGAAGGCCCGGAGGAGAACAAGAUCCAGCUCCUCCUCCUCUUCUUCCAGUUCUUCUAGCUCCUCUUCUUCCUCCUCGUCCUCCUCCUCUUCCUCCAGUGAUGGCCGGAAGAAGCGGGGGAAGUACAAGGACAAGAGGAGGAAGAAGAAGAAGAAGAGGAAGAAGCUGAAGAAGAAGGGCAAGGAGAAGGCGGAAGCACAGCAGGUGGAGGCUCUGCCGGGCCCCUCGCUGGACCAGUGGCACCGAUCAGCUGGGGAGGAAGAGGAUGGCCCAGUCCUGACGGAUGAGCAGAAGUCCCGAAUCCAGGCCAUGAAGCCCAUGACCAAGGAGGAGUGGGAUGCCCGGCAGAGCAUCAUCCGCAAGGUGGUGGACCCUGAGACGGGGCGCACCAGGCUUAUUAAGGGAGAUGGCGAGGUCCUAGAGGAAAUCGUAACCAAAGAACGACACAGAGAGAUCAACAAGCAAGCCACCCGAGGGGACUGCCUGGCCUUCCAGAUGCGAGCUGGGUUGCUUCCCUGAGGGCCCCCGCUGGCCAAGGCCUGUGGACGACGCUGGCGGCCCAGCCUGGGCAGGUUUCAGGGUGCCAGUGGGAAGCCUGAUGGGUGCUGGUGGCCUUUCCCCCGUGGAUUGGUCUCUGGCCCAGCCCAGUCUCUUCUCAGGGGCAGGGGGUGGAGGUUGGGGUCACCGGCCUGCUUGGCACCCCCAUCUGAAAGAGCAGCACUUCUCAGCUAUUAAAGGCCCCCUGGAUAGAC
This is a messenger RNA of Homo sapiens (human), 1265 nucleotides long. RefSeq names its product ARF like GTPase 6 interacting protein 4 (gene ARL6IP4). Gene Ontology annotation, cellular component: nucleolus; nuclear speck. The transcript is spliced from 6 exons. The record is from RefSeq and is marked validated. Lineage: Eukaryota; Metazoa; Chordata; Mammalia; Primates; Hominidae. Bases 319 to 1032 code for a protein of 237 amino acids.